CUCGAGACCUAGUGUUAGUGGAAAGCUAAAGUGUGCAGUGCAAAAUGGUGAAGAGGACCGUGACGUCUAGCCGCCCGGUACUUCUGCUGGUGCUGCUGCUAAUCGCAGUAGGCUUAGCGGAUGAUACCAUGUCAAACAAAGCGAGUGACAGCUCCGAAGGCAAGAAGGUAGUGUGCUAUGUGGGGACGUGGGCUGUUUACCGACCUGGCCAGGGUCGGUUCGACAUCGAACACAUCGAUCCGCUGCUGUGUACGCAUCUCAUGUACGGGUUCUUUGGCAUCAACGAGGAUGCGACGGUGCGUGUGAUCGACCCAUACCUGGACCUCGAAGAAAACUGGGGUCGUGGACACAUCAAACGGUUUGUCGCGCUGAAAUCUGUCAACCCGCAGUUGAAGACACUCGCCGCGAUCGGUGGCUGGAACGAGGGUUCCAGGAAGUUCUCCAAGAUGGCAGCCAGCGCAGAGUUGCGCAAGCGGUUCAUUCACGAUUGCGUGGCGUUCUGCCAACGACAUGGAUUCGAUGGCAUCGACCUGGACUGGGAGUACCCUGCACAACGUGAUGGCGAUCCGCUGAUUGACCGAGAGAACCACGCCCAGCUGGUGGAGGAGAUGCGACAAGUGUUCGACCAGUACGGGUUGUUGAUGACGGCUGCCGUGGCUUCAGUGGAGUUCUCAGCAGGUGUUUCAUACGAUAUCACGCGGGUCUCGAAGAGCUUCCACUUCCUGAAUGUCAUGGUGUACGACAUGCACGGUGCCUGGGAAAGCUACUGUGGCAUCAACGCGCCUCUAUACCGUGGACCAGCUGACACGACGGACCAACAGGCGCAGUUGAACGUGAAUGCAAGCAUCCACUUCUGGCUUGCGAAUGGCGCCCCACCUGAGAAGCUGGUAUUGGGAAUUCCACUGUACGGACGUAGCUUCACACUGGCCAAUGCAGCCAACUCGCAGAUUGGAGCUGCAGUCGUUGGAGGUGGAACAGCUGGACCAUACACACGUGAACCGGGUGUCCUGGGGUACAACGAGUUCUGUGAGAAGUUGCAGACGGAAUCUUGGGAUCUUCGGUGGAGUGAUGAACAGCAGACACCGUACGCUGUGCGAAACAACCAGUGGCUCGGAUAUGACGACCUGCGAUCGGUUCAGUUGAAGGUGCAGUAUUUGCUCGAUCUUAAGCUGGGUGGUGCUAUGGUGUGGUCUCUGGAGACGGACGAUUUCCGUGGAGUGUGCGGUGGUGGGAAAUACCCUUUGAUGACGGAAAUUCGCUCACUCCUGAACGGAGGUACACCGAGCCCAACAACAACAGCUCCUUCGACAUCGACAUCGACAUCGGUCACAUCAGAAGGUCCAGGUGUAUCGGUCACUACAUCGCCACCGUCGGGAGAUGGUCCAUGUGCAGAAGGUCACAUUGGGUUCGUGCCUCAUCCCGAGGACUGCAGCCGAUACUACAUGUGCGUUGGUGUUCAGACGGGCUUUGAGUUCAGUUGCCCGGCCGGGACGUUGUUCGAUCCGAACCUAAACGUCUGCAACUGGUCGGACAAGGUGAACUGUGAGCACUGAUUCGAUGGAGGGGCGCGUUAUGGUUAAGAUAUUUAUCUUAAGCAAUAAGUUACUACUACUACCAUAAAUACAUUUGCAUAUCAA
This is a messenger RNA of Anopheles nili, 1637 nucleotides long. RefSeq names its product chitotriosidase-1. Gene Ontology annotation, molecular function: chitin binding; chitinase activity. The record is from RefSeq and is a predicted model, not a curated record. The transcript is spliced from 4 exons. Gene Ontology annotation, cellular component: extracellular region. Lineage: Eukaryota; Metazoa; Arthropoda; Insecta; Diptera; Culicidae. The coding region runs from base 45 to 1553 and encodes 502 amino acids. Gene Ontology annotation, biological process: chitin catabolic process; carbohydrate metabolic process.